UAUUGAUUUGUAUUACUUCAAUUAUUUAGGCGGCAUACAGUUUAAGGAUAAAAGCGAUUUACUUCAUCCAUGCUCCAAAAUAUAUAGACAUAUUUAUGAAAGCAGCGAAAUCAAUGUUUAGAGCAAAAUUGUUCAACAGAAUCCACGUUUACACAUCAGGAAUAGAAUCAUUAUAUGGAACAAUACCAAAAGCAAUUUUACCAGCGGAUUACGGCGGUGAAGAACCGUCAAUGGACAUAUUAACAGAUAUGUGGCGUGCAAAGCUAGCCCAACAAAGAGACUGUCUUAUAAAAGAAGGAAAACAGAAAACGCAGGAAUCUCUCCGAACAAAUUCUAUAAUAAAUCCUGACGAAUUGUUCGGAGUUUUGGGAACAUUUAGAAAAUUAGAAAUUGAUUAA
Messenger RNA from Linepithema humile (Argentine ant), 398 nucleotides. NCBI's taxonomy places the organism in Eukaryota, Metazoa, Arthropoda, Insecta, Hymenoptera, Formicidae. The record is from RefSeq and is a predicted model, not a curated record.